AUGGGUCACAAGGGUGGAAGUGGCGAGACAAGCCGUCAAGAUCUUAGGCCGGCGCAUGAACGUGGCAGACGGGAGGCCAGGGUCAAGGCUCCCAAUCCACCUAUAUUCAAGGGGGUCCGUGACGCUCAAGAGGUGGAAAACUUUCUAUGGCACUUGAAGAAUUAUUUCAAGUGUAGUAGGGUGAGAAGCGACGAGAACAAGAUCAACACUGCCAUAGUGUACUUCUCUGAGAUGGCUAUGCUGUGGUGGAGGCGCAAAGAGGCCAAGAUCGGGAAGGGGACGUGCACCAUCAACACGUGGGAGCAAUUCCGCAAAGAAUUCAAGAAAUCCUUCUUCCCAAAUAAUGUCGUGUACAAGGUCAAGCGCAAAUUCCGAGAAUCAAAGCAAACGAGAAGCAUUUGGGCGUAUGUGAAGGAGUUCACAACUCUAACACUUCAAAUUCCCAAACUCAUAGACGAGGACAUGAUGUUCCACUUUAUGGAUAGACUACAAAAUUGGGCUAAGACAGAGUUGGAGCGCUGA
Messenger RNA from Solanum lycopersicum (tomato), 522 nucleotides. RefSeq lists its product as uncharacterized. The record is from RefSeq and is a predicted model, not a curated record. Lineage: Eukaryota; Viridiplantae; Streptophyta; Magnoliopsida; Solanales; Solanaceae.